Molecule: messenger RNA, 879 nt
Organism: Sardina pilchardus (European sardine)
Lineage: Eukaryota; Metazoa; Chordata; Actinopteri; Clupeiformes; Clupeidae
Gene: enam
Product: enamelin
Source: RefSeq, a predicted model, not a curated record
AUUCGCUUCAAUCUCAAUCACAGAACUGUUUGAAUUCAGCUGCACUUGCAGUUAACAAAAAGUGUGAAGAUGCAGGCUGUUGCACUUUUGAUGUGUCUCCUAGGCUACACUCUGGCAGCCCCAGCCCCGGGGAGUGACAGUGGUGAGCAAAUUGCAGCCCAUGCCAACACUGCUGUGCAGUUGAUGGAGCUGUAUAGGAUGCUAGGCAGUCAGGGAGUUGGAGCAGCUGUCCCAGCACUACCUGUGGCCCCUGCAGAGGCCCGAAUGGCACCGUUGUUCAGUCAGCCAGCGGCUCCCCUGAACUCUGAUGAAGAGGAGGAAGGGGCUCAGGUUGCUCUCGGUGCUGCCCCCGCGGCCCCCCUGAACUCUGACGAGGCUGAGGAGGCGGAGGGUGCGGAGGGUGCGGAGGCGGAGGGUGCAGAGGCCGAGCCCGCCGCUGAGGCUGGAGCCGAGGCUGAAGCCGAGGCUGCCGCCCCAGACGCUGCCGCCACAGACGCUGCCGCCCCGGCCCCAGCUGAGCCCGCCGUGGUGGAGGUGGACAUCGCCGCAGCUCCCGUCGACGCCGCCGCUGCCCCCGCCGGCCCCGUGGUGGAGGUGGACGUCGCCGCCGGCCCCGUGGCCGUGGAGGUGGACGUGCCCGUUGCCGUGGAUACCGCCGCCGCGGUGGAUGCCGCUGCCGCCGACGCCGUGGCCUUGGCCUCCGCUGCCGUGGUGGCUGUGGACCCCUCCCUCCAGGGAGCCCCGCUGGCUAUUGAGAUCGACACCAACCCGGCCCCAGUGGCAGUCCUGUAGGCGGGGACGCUGCACACCUGGUAUCCUUCUCUGCUCCCACCGGAGACGGCUCGGCCUCAAGCACGGGCUGCAGCUAAGAUGAGAUGA